Molecule: messenger RNA, 5078 nt
Organism: Pungitius pungitius (ninespine stickleback)
Lineage: Eukaryota; Metazoa; Chordata; Actinopteri; Perciformes; Gasterosteidae
Product: polypeptide N-acetylgalactosaminyltransferase 18-like
Exons: 11
Coding region: 271-2115 (614 amino acids)
Biological process (GO): protein O-linked glycosylation
Cellular component (GO): Golgi apparatus
Molecular function (GO): polypeptide N-acetylgalactosaminyltransferase activity
Source: RefSeq, a predicted model, not a curated record
CCGGCAGAGGGAGGCAGAGCCCGCCCCCUCUCCUCCCAUUGGGCUGGGAGAGGAGUGCGGGCUGGAGCGCGAGCGCUGCGUGUUCUUGGCAGACUCGCGGGCUGCGAACCGGCUUCACUCGUGGUUUGAAGCUCCAGCGGGACCUUAGUUAUCGAGGCGGGCUGAGGCACCGCAAUCCUCCCGGACGGUUACACCUGGACACAGUGCGUCUUCCCCUCGUCUACCUGCUCGCGCGCGUCCGCGUCAGGAAGCCCAUGGAGGGGCGUCACGAUGCUGUGCUCAAGGAGAACAAAAACUUUGGUGUCGACCUGCGUGAUCCUGAGCGGGAUGACCAACAUCGUGUGUCUGCUGUACGUGGGCUGGAUCACCAACUAUGUGACCACCGGGGGCCCCAAAGGGGCGCAGAGCGGCGGCGGCGACACGGACCGAAAGUUGGAGGAGGACGGUAAAGGGGAGACGCUGAGGAUCAUGGAGAGGCUGGACCGGCUGGAGAGCGUGGUCAACGAGCACAUCAAAGAGACCCCUCAGAAGGACAGGGAAGAAGCUGUGUCCUCGUCAGCCUCCGCCUCCUCCUCCUCACUGUUCGACCACUGGGGUCACGACCUGGGCCCUGAAAGUCGAAGGGUCGCCCUCAGGAAGUUCCGUUACUAUGGUUACAAUGGCUACCUUAGCGACCGUAUCUCCCUCAACCGGCCAAUUCCGGAUUUACGACCGGACGGGUGCCGAAACAUGUCCUAUUCAUCAGAUCUUCCUCAGCUCAGUGUCAUCUUCAUCUUUGUUAAUGAGGCCUUGUCAGUGUUGCUGCGCUCUGUCCACACAGCUAUCCAGAGGACUCCAUUACAUCUGCUCAAAGAGAUCAUUCUGGUAGAUGACCACAGCAGCAGCCUGGAGCUGAAAGAGCACCUGCAGAGAUUUGUAGAGGAGACCAACAAUCAGUACGGCAUGGGAUUCGUCAAGGUGGUUCGCCAUGACAAGCAGGAAGGGCUGAUCAGAUCCAGGGUCAGCGGAUGGAGGGCCGCAUCGGCUCCUGUCGUCGCUCUGUUCGAUGCUCAUGUGGAGUUCAACACUGGAUGGGCAGAACCCAUACUGCAGCGGAUAAAGGAGAACCGGACCCGUGUGGUGUCUCCAUCUUUUGACAACAUCAAGUAUGACACCUUUGAGAUUGAGGAGUAUCCGCUGUCUGCUCAGGGCUUCGACUGGGAGCUUUGGUGUCGAUACCUCAACCCACCAAGGUCUUGGUGGAGCCAACACAACCAUACAGCCCCUAUCAGGAGCCCUGCUUUGAUUGGCUGCUUUGUGGUCGAUAGGAAGUACUUUGAGGAGAUUGGCCUGUUGGAUGAAGGCAUGGAAAUAUACGGUGGAGAAAACGUGGAGCUCGGCAUCAGGGUGUGGCAGUGUGGUGGCAGUGUGGAGGUCCUACCCUGCUCCAGGAUUGCCCACAUUGAGCGCGCCCACAAACCCUACACAGGGAACCUGUCGGCCCACGUGCGGCGUAACGCUCUGAGGGUGGCCGAGGUCUGGAUGGACCAGUACAAAAGCCACGUCUACAUGGCCUGGAAUGUUCCACUGCAGAGGUCAGGAAUAGACAUUGGGGACAUCACUGAGAGAAAAGCCCUGCGAUCCAGACUCCAGUGCCGACCGUUCAGCUGGUUCCUGUCCAACAUCUACCCUGAGCUCCGAUCCUACAGCAACACAGUGGCUUACGGAGUGUUGAAGAACAACCUGAGAGACAAUCUGUGUUUGGACCAAGGACCUGACACUGACAAUGUCCCCAUCAUGUACCAAUGUCAUGGUAUGACACCACAGCAGAAUGUGUACUACACCAGCUCUCAGCAGCUUCAUCUGGGAGUGCUGAGUCCGACCAUUGACGAUGACGACAACAAAUGUCUUGUGGAUGUGAACAGCAAACCCAGGCUGCUGGAGUGCAGCUACGCAGCUACCAAGCACAUGAAGCUCACCUGGACCUUCACUCAGGGUGGCUCCAUCCAGAACAUGGAGUCUCUAUGUUGUCUGGAGCUGAUCGAGAGCAGACAGUCCGAGUUCAGUUUGGUCAUUCAGGACUGCACCGAUCAGAAAUGGACCAUCACCAACAUCCUGACUGUCCUGCCACAGUGAACAGUGUGCGAUGUGUCAGCUACUGGGGCCCCUUUGUUGUGAUGGACUAAUCUACAGUAGUAAGCAAGGAACCGCCUUGCUGAUCUGGAUACACCACCAACCGCCACAGAGACAGAGCUGUGCUUCAAACAGACAUGUACUAUCAUUAAGCUAGUAACUGGUUUCUAAUAGUGAGCUGAGAGAAGAGACACUCACAGAUCUUAACUACAGAAAUACAGCAACCCUUUAAGAAAGGGCCUGCACUGCCUCAUCGCACUGUAACAAAGAGUGUGCAUCAUGUUUCAAUAUGUCAGUGUGCAAAGGGACAAAUGCAAGGAAAUGCAAGGAGUGCACACUUUGCAGACAACUCAAGCACUUUGACUAAAUGAUGUGGAGGACACGGCCUCAGAGUUCCAAGCGUCAUACACUACUUGACUUGAGUGCAGGCCAGGAGCUUUAGAUCAGCAUUGCCAAAGGUUGACAAAGUUCAUAGAGAUGAAUCAGUCACUGAUUUACCAGAGCCCACCUUAAUGUUGGCAGGCGCACAUAUGUGGACAGAGCUGGAGAUUAACCAGGGGAGAAGAUGGUAGGUGUACGUGCACCUGUAACACCAGAACAUAACCCAACUUUGAAACUGGAAGCUAAAAAUCCUUCCAUCAAACCAGACAAAGCGCCCUCAGCAGAGGGAAAGCCUCUUAUAUUACAAAUAAGAAGUUCACCCUACUAGAUGUUCCCUUGUCUUAGUUUAUUUAAACAUACUAUAAAUGUUAAGUUCACCAAUAUAUUGACCUAAUAUGAACUAUGUUCAUUAAAGGAGACAUUUUGUGUUCAUUUUAAGACCCUUACUUGUAUUUCGGGUUUCCAACUUAACAUGUUCAAUGCGUUGAUGUUAAAAAGCAUAUUAUUUGUCUCGUAUUGUCUGUGUGACUAUCCCUGUAUUCGUUAUACUGUGCAGCCGACUACAGGUGGUAGGGUUGAGUGCUUCGGCCUGGUGGGUGUGGGGGGAGGAGGGGAAUGAUAUGAAAGGGAGACUCCUGCUUGAUCUGAUGAUGUCACCAAACCAUGGAAACUUGUGUUUUCUCCAGCGAUGGGGGUUGGUAGAUGUGGUUGUCAUUGUGACGGACAAAUGGUUCUCAAUUGUCUUAUCUAGUUCAUUCAUGUAAAACCAAAUGUAUAACACUAGAUCCUAGAUACAGAUUAUGUAACUAGUUAAGACGUGUCAAAGCCAUUGUAAAGAGUAACAAACAUUUUUGUCCUUGCCCCAAUUCCUGAACAUGAUAUCACUUCUACACAUGCUAAGAGCUCAACUCGCUUCUUUUAAGUUAUGUGGAUUUAUCAACCAAUAACUGGAAAUAUUGGAUAAUCUGGAUUGUGUAAUCACACAGCAGGCUAGUCAUUUUAUAAAGAAGCUGUGAUUUACCCCCAAGGAGCACAGGGCUCAUUAGCAAAGCAAACUGACUUUUGUCAGUCACUGCCUUCACCUGUACACCCCCCUGCCUCUGAUCAUCAGGACUACACAGACUCCUGCCCCCUCGACACACAUUGAUUGUUCUGAGGUUUUCCACACCAGGCUCUCCACCAGACUGAUCUCCCAUUACUGACCCUGCCUGCACCUGUUCUUCCCGCCUUGCUGACUCAGCGUUCUGAUCCUGACUGUUUAACUCUGCUUGAGUGUAAUAAAAGCCAAAGAUCCCUGGAACCUGGUGUGUUGCAUUUGGGUCAAUAGACAACCAGUUACAGGACCCCUAUGUCACAGGGUAUGGUGGUGGACCCACACACAGACCAGAGAGUGCGGGGAGUAGGUGGGUGAUGGAGGCGUAUCCAUAGACCACUGCAGGCUAGAAAGCAGCAGUCUGACUGCCAUCAGGUAUCGGGAUGACAUCCUCGAACCCAUGGUCAGACCCCACGCUGGUGCAGUAUGUCCUGGGUUCCUCCUGAUGCACGACAGAGCCUCAUGUGGCAAAAGAAUGCACGCAGUACCUGGAGGAUGAAGGAGUUAGAUACCAUUGAAUGGCCUUCACGAUCGCCUGACCUAAACCCGAUUGAACACUUAUUUUGGCAAAAUACAAGCCUGCCAAAUUUGUUUUUUGUAAACUUAUCAGAGUGUCCAUAAAAUGAAGCCCUCUGUAGGCUGAAACUCUUUACUUCCAUCAGAAAGUGUAGCGUCCUUUUGUUCCUAAGACAUUACACUGUCCAUCAGUAUAGAUAUCCAAAACCUAUUUUUCCACAUUGAGAUUCUUUUGAGCAGUGUAAAUAUUCCGAAUAGAUCUUGCUGAGCAGCCUCGAAGAUGGUGUGUGCCACUGAGAGCUGUACAACGACCUGGCCAAGAGUGGAUGAGAAACCAGGGUAGUUCGCUGUGGACUGAUGAUUAGAUGGAAGGCAGCUCGGUAGAUCAGGCAGGUGUAGUCAGGUUGAGGAUGAGGUGUAGUCAGGUUGAAGGAACACACACUGUUGCUUUGGGAUGAAAGGGGUCCCGUUCUGGAGCACAGAACCUUAUUUUGAUACGCCACAUAACACAUAUCACUGUUAACAGAGCGACUUUCGGCUUCAAAUGACCAUGGGCAGGUACACCCUUGUUUCUUUUACAAUGAUAAAUAACAUUUCAGCUGCACUCUGAAGUACCAUCUACUAUCACAAAAUGUCCCUUUUCAAUUUGACUGAUGUCUAAUAUGAAAGACUCCAUAUCUGUGAUUAUUAAAUGUCUAAUAUAGAAAGAAUAGAAUAUAUUAUACACACAUGAACUUUCACAGCUUUGGAAAUCUUUAAAAACCACAAUAUCCUGUGAUAUGACACACACAGGUCCAUUGAUACGUGUCAGAUCUGACUGUUCACACUUUUAAUUGGUCUUGCCUCUUCAGAAGCUGCCUUUUGGGGGGUAAAAGAUGAGAUGUUGAAGCCAUCCAGAAUGCACAAGGAGUUCGGGAGAAGACCUCCGAGUGAGGUGAAGGUUCAUCCUCUGAAGGGCAUCUCUCAUGUGAUCGCA